This is a messenger RNA of Acaulospora colombiana, 608 nucleotides long. NCBI's taxonomy places the organism in Eukaryota, Fungi, Glomeromycota, Glomeromycetes, Diversisporales, Acaulosporaceae. The record is from the annotation of a GenBank genome assembly.
UCAUGGAUCAGAUAGAAUAUUUGUGGCUCACGGGAUGGAACGCUAUAAAUUGGCAGCUUCUUCUUCAGAUACUCUCGGAGAUCCUUGAUAAGAUGGCGGAACCUCUGAGGAGAACGCAAGUCUCCCCCGUCCACAUCUGUAGCACCUCCAUCACUCAUCAAGCCUUCCAACUCUGGGCCAGGGAGUGGAACAAAAUUCUUAUACGGAUAUUUACAGAGAAAUUGUAUGAGGAAGGGGCAGAUAUAGUGCUAAUGAUCCAGGCCGACAUGUUGGCGUAUCACUCUGCUGAUGAACCGAUGCAGCUUGGACUCCCUGAAUGGUUUGUAAAGUCUUUUCAUCUCAAAUUAUGGCUUAAAAUAUCGUAUAGGAUUGGAAGUCCAGUUGCUGCUUUGCUUCUUUCGAAUAUAUCAUCCAUAUAUGUCCCCGAUUUGACGCUAACCUGGAUAGGUUUUACCGCUACGCAAGUCUUUGAACGAGCCGGCUGGAUCAUAGAUCCUCAUUAUCACAGCUCUGGGGAUUUUAGCAAUCGUACCAAUUACGAUCUAGAUCAAGUUCAGUCCAUCGCGAAGUACUACACACCGCAGGAUUUACUUUUGAUGCAUAAAUAG